This is a messenger RNA of Callithrix jacchus (white-tufted-ear marmoset), 8049 nucleotides long. RefSeq names its product zinc finger protein 213 (gene ZNF213). NCBI's taxonomy places the organism in Eukaryota, Metazoa, Chordata, Mammalia, Primates, Cebidae. The record is from RefSeq and is a predicted model, not a curated record. Gene Ontology annotation, molecular function: DNA-binding transcription activator activity, RNA polymerase II-specific; RNA polymerase II cis-regulatory region sequence-specific DNA binding. Gene Ontology annotation, cellular component: nucleus. Gene Ontology annotation, biological process: regulation of transcription by RNA polymerase II.
GAGGCCGGCGGGCGCGCGUGCACCGCCCUGCCUGCUUGGUCCCCGGGCAGACGCCCCUGCACGAUCGUCGCCCGCCCCGCGGGGCUCCGGCCGGCUUGCCUUCCUGCCUGCGGUGUCCUGCUGAGCGACCCUGGAGUACACAUCCAGAUGCCGACCCAGCUGCCACAGGGGAUCCCUCUGGGAGACUGAAAGGACAGGUUCUGGACAGGUUGAGGCUGACCAGCCCUGACCCUCAGGCCAGGGGAAUGGCAGCCCCCUUGGAGCCCCAGGACCAGGCCCCUGGGGUGGGAGAAGGGCUUCUGAUUGUGAAAGUGGAAGAUUCCUCCUGGGAACAGGAAUCUGCCCAGCAUGAGGACAGCAGGAAUUCCGAAGCCUGCCGCCGGCGCUUCCGGCAGUUCUGCUACGGGGAUGCGCAUGGGCCUCACGAGGCCUUCAGCCAGCUCUGGGAGCUGUGCUGCCGCUGGCUGCGGCCUGAGCUACGCACCAAAGAGCAGAUCCUGGAGCUGCUGGUGCUGGAGCAGUUUCUGACAGCGCUGCCGGGGGAGAUCCAGGGCUGGGUGCGUGAGCAGCACCCAGGAAGUGGCGAGGAGGCUGUCGCCUUGGUGGAGGACCUACAGAAGCAGCCAGUGAAAGCCUGGCCGCAGGAUGUGCCCUUGGAGGAGGCGGAACCCAAGGCUGCGGGCCAGGGAUCUCAGGCCAAAGGGCCUCCCUCGACAGUAGGGGCACGGAGGCAGCCACCUGUUCCCCAGGAGCCGCACAGCCAUGGCGCCCAGCUUCCUGCUCUUCUUAGAGAGGGGCAGACCAGAGAGCCAAUGGAUACCUGCUUUGUCUCCGGCGUCCAUGGACCUGUGGCAUCAGCAGACAUUCCAUUCUAUUUCUCCCAGGAAGAAUGGGGCACCCUGGACCCUGCUCAGAGGGAUCUCUUCUGGGACAUAAAGCGGGAGAACUCCCGGAACACCACUCUGGGUUUGGGGCUCAAAGGCCAAAGCGAGAGGUCCCGGCCAGAGGAGGUGGUGCCAGCGCUGCCAGGACAGGCGGCCCUGGGCCCAGUGGUGGGCGCGCGACGGGGACGCCCACCCACGCGCCGUCGUCAGUUCCGGGACCUGGCGGCUGAGAAGCCACACAGCUGCGCGCAGUGCGGGAAGCGCUUCCGCUGGGGCUCAGACCUGGCGCGGCACCAGCGCACGCACACGGGCGAGAAGCCGCACAAGUGCCCCGAAUGCGACAAGAGCUUCCGCAGCUCCUCAGACCUGGUGCGCCACCAGGGCGUGCACACAGGCGAGAAGCCUUUCUCCUGCUCCGAGUGCGGCAAGAGCUUCAGCCGCAGCGCCUACCUGGCCGAGCACCAGCGCAUCCACACAGGCGAGAAGCCCUUCGGCUGCAGCGACUGCGGCAAGAGCUUCUCGCUGCGCUCCUACCUGCUGGACCACCGGCGCGUGCACACCGGCGAGCGGCCCUUCGGCUGCGGGGAGUGCGACAAGAGCUUCAAGCAGCGCGCUCACCUCAUCGCACACCAGAGCCUGCACGCCAAGAUGGCCCAGCCGGUGGGGUGAGCAGCCAGCUUGCCCGGAAACCCCGGGAGGCCUAGCCGCGGCACAUCGUUUCGGCCACGGGACUUUCUUCCCAUCUGUGGCCACCUCCCAGGCUGUCCAAGGGAGUCCAGGGCACCCUACAUGCAGAGCUGGCCUGCCCUGCUGUGCUCUUGUUGCAUUGAACUUAGCACAGAAAGUCAACACCAGAACAAAAGUAUGCCAAAUUGCAGGGUUUAUUGCCGGCGACCACGGAGGACUCACGUCUCUCCAACCCGUGGCCCCGAAAGAAGGACAAGACCUUUUUAUACCCGCAAAACCACUUUGGGAGUGGGGGUGGAGAUGGGAAUGAAAGCUGUCAAUCACCUCCCAGGCUAAGACGAGGGUGAGGGGCUUCAGACAUUCCGAGGGCCAGUGGAUUCAAAUCACCUUCUGGGCGGAGAGGAGGGUGAGGGGGUUCCGGACAUUUCGAGGGCCAGGGGACUCUUUGACAUUCUGAUUGUUAUUUAAGGGUUCACAGAUGCUAAGAUUAGCAUUCAUUUACACAUCGUCUGGGUAGGGGUGGGAUCCAUAGAUUUUCAGUUGCUUGGCGCCAGGAUGGAAUGAUCUGAGGGUGCUUACUCUGGGAAACGAAGGCCAGCAAUUCUGGCAGAUAAGAGAAGGUAUGCAGCUUUACCUCUCUUUGCAUCCUGCAAAUGAUCUAGCAAUUUACAGAAACCAAGGUUAGCAGUCCUUGAGGAGAAUGGAAACAUUUUUGUCUUUCAUAAGAUGGCAGUAUACAGGUUCCAACUUAAGUCAGCUAUAUCACGUUCCCCCCUGUUCUUAUAACAUGUAUUGAAUCUUCAAUAGGUGUCUUUUUCUUGACACAGGGGCCCAUAGUUGGAUCUUAGAACUAUUUACUGAAUCUAUUCUUUCCUGGAUAAAUUUGCAGAGCAUGUUUAAAAGACAUGGCCUAAAUGUCAACCUUAGGACCACUAAUAUUAAGGGUCCUGCUAACCCAGUGAGCAGGGACGUCAGCCAGGGGACCAAGAGAACAGUUUUUGGUACCAAUUUCCUGAGGCCUCUCUGAGGUGUUUCCUUGUUUCUAAGUCUUUCCUAACCAUAGCAAGGCUGUCUCGGAUAAUUCCAGAGUUAUUUGCAUAGAAGCAACAUUGCUCACCGAGAGCCGCGCACAGCCCUCCUUCCUUCAAGAGCAACAAGUCUAACCCCCUUCUAUUUUGCAAAACCAUUUCAGCCAAGGAGUCUACUUGUUCAGCUAAUCUGGUGAUGGAAUUUUCCAGAGGGGCAAUAUCUGCAUCUAUUUGAUGUGAAAGAGUUUGGAAAUUUUUGUCCCCAGUGACUCAGGCAGAUAUUUCUAUAGGGGUGGACCCUGCAAUUCCAAGUCCUACUAAUAGGGGUAUAAUUAUGGGGGCCCGUUUCCAACGUCUGUCUGUAUUGGGUGCUAUGAGAAUUUCACUUAUCUGGUGUGGACUCUGGGUAUAAAUAUAGCCUCAUUGUCUGAAGCUGUUUUUCAGCCACUACGUUUCUAUACCCUGUUUCCUUUGCUUUCACCGCAUUUCCCCGCCCCAUCUUUUUGUUUUCAUUUGUCUGACAGUAUUUGCAUCUAGGCUCUCACUUAAGAGUGCAGAGGUCUAGGGAGAAGGUUAUGGCAUCUCUGGGAAUGUACUCUAGGGUUAAGUUGACAAGGGUGGUUCUAGCCCUAAGUACAGUACUAACAAAUUGUUCCAUUGAGCCUUCCUAUUGACAAGGGGGCACUAAGGGGGGUGGUUACAGGAAUUAAAGGGAUUAGGAUGACAAGUUUGAACGGCGCGAAAGUCUUAGCUGUAGGGAGUCCGUUGAGGAUGAAACUACUUCCCAUCUUGCAUCGGGAGGGGCAGGUCUUGACGUGUGGAUGGUGAAUCCAGGCAGUCUGUCCACCUUGACUGCUGUGGGGGUGACCAGAAUCACGGUGUAGGGUCCCUUCCAGCGAGGAUUCAGGCCGGAGACAGUGAAUUUCUUUAUCAGGACUUCGUCCCUGGCUGGAAGGGGGUGUACCGCCUAGUCAGUGAGGCCCCCUGGGGUAGGUCGAGCUCCCCUUAUCAGAGUGCACCUGGGACUGAACACACUGGAGUGCCUGCAAAGACUUAAGGAGUGUAUGCUUAUGAAUUUUAGCAUGCACGGUAUCCAUGGGUAUGGGAAGUAAGGGAGGGGGCUUUCCAAACAUAGCUUCAAAAGGAGUAAAGCUUUUCUUAUAGGGAGUACAUUGGGCACUGAGGAGAACAAAAGGAAGCAGGUUGAUCCAGUUUUCACCGCUCUCUAGGAUAAAUUUUGUUAAAGUUUCCUUUAUGGUCCAGUUCAUCCUUUCAACCUGCCCAGAACUCUGGGAGCGAUAGGCACAGUGUAGCUUCCAGGAUAUGCCCAGGGCCUUGGACAGGCCCUGAGAAACUUGCGCCGUAAAGGCGGGGCCAUGAUCUGAUCCCAGCGUCAGGGGCAAGCCGAACCGAGGAACCAGAUCCUGUAGCAAUCUCUUUGUUACUACCAGCGCGGUUUCUGACCUAGUAGGAAAAGCCUCGACCCAUCCAGAGAAAGUGUCUACAAACACAAGGAGGUAUUUAUAGCCGCAAGCUGGGGGCUUUAUUUCAGUAAAAUCUACUUCCCAGUGUUCCCCUGGGCUAGUCCCCUAAGUCUUAUCCCUGCCUGACUAGACCUACUGGCCCCUGGAUUUACUCUGGCUCAGACCUCACAACGAGUAGAAGUUUCCUUAACAAUCUCAUAUAAAUGUGGAAUGUAGUAUCUGGCCCUCAGCAGCUCAGUUAGUUUUGUUUGCCCUAAGUGGGUAGCCUGAUGUAUGUCCUUAGCUAGAACCCUUCCUAGGGCCUCGGGGAGCACAAUCCUUGUGUCUGGUAGAAUCCACCAUCCUGUGGAAUCUUGCCAUCCCCCCUGUUCUUUAGCAAAGUUUUCUUCCUCAGGCGAGUAUAUUGGGGUAGGAGGCAGGUUUGGGGCCGGCAGAGUCGCAAGAAGAGUCAGAGGUUUUACCGGCCCCAAGGCUGCCUGUCUGGCUUGCAGGCCUGCUGCCCUAUUUCCCCUUGCCGCUGGUGAAUCUCCUUUCUGGUGUCCUUUGCAGUGUAUGAAUGCUACUGCUUUAGGCUUCCAUGUAGCUUCUGUUCUAGUAAGGCUAGGGGUUCCUCUUCUAGACUCUUUGUUUUUGAUGAUUUUUCCCUGAGGUAAGCAGCCCUCUUUCUUUAUAAAUGGCUCCAUGUACAUGGGCCGUAGCAAAGGCAUAUUGACUAUCUGUGUAGAUAUUGACAGUUUUUCUCUCUGCCCAGUUCAAGGCCUUUAUUAGAGCUAUGAGUUCUGCCUUCUGGGCUGAGGUCCCGUAUGGGAGAGCUUGGGCCCAGAUAACCCGCUCUAGGGUGACCACAGCUGCCCCGGCAUACCUGACUCCAUUGACCAUGAAGCUGCUUCCAUCUGUAUACAGUACCUCCUCCGGGUUCUGCAGGGGCAUGUCGGUGGGGAUCUGGCCGUGCAGCGUGGAGGACAUCUGUAGUCUGUUGGCAGUCAUGUAAGGGCUCCUCUGGCUUGCUGUCAGGUAGCAAUGUAGCAGGGUUUAAAACUGUGGUCUUUAAGAACUUUAUGCGGGGCUGAUCCAAAAGUAAGGCCUGAUAUUGAACUACGCGGGCGUUUGACAUCCAUUUUCCCGGGGCUCCACGGAGUAGCGACUCCACCGCGUGGAGAGCUACUAAGUUUAACUCCUGCCCCAAAGUCAGCUUGUCCGCCUCCUUGACUAAUAAGGCUAUGGCUGCUACCACUCUUAGGCAAGCUGGCCAUCCGGAGGCUACGGGGUCAAGUUUUUGAGAGGUAGGCGACUGGCCAGGACCAGGGUCCCAGAGUUUGGGUGAGUAACCCCUUAGCGACUCCCUGUUUUUCAUGCACAAACAACUGGAAAGGUUUAGAGAUGUCUGGCAAGGCCAAGGCGGGGGCCGCAGUCAGGGCAGUCUUGAGCUUGUCCAAAGCCCGUUGCUCUACCUCUGUCCAUGUCAAGGGCUGAUUUCCUCCAGUGCAGGCAUACAGGGGCUUGGCUAUCUCAGCAAAUCCCAAAAUCCAUAGUCUUCAGUAUCCUACUGCCCCAAGGAAUUCUUGAACUUGGCAUUUCGUAGUAGGGGUGGGUAUUUGCAGCACUGCUUGGAUUCGGCUGGGUGCCAGUGCCCGGUUGCCCUUCUCUAUAAUAUAGCCCAGGUAAGUAACUCUCGGCUGGCAGAGUUGGGCCUUUUUAGCUGAGACCCGGUACCUUAAAGUCUGCAGGGUUUUUAAUAAUGACUGAGUGGUCUCUUUACAGGCCUCCUGGGUUUUUGUAGCCAAGAGUAAGUCAUCCACGUGUUGGAGCAGGGUACAUUCUGGGAACUCAGCUCGGAAAGCUGUAAGGUCUUGGCUCAAUGCCUCAUCGAACAGCGUAGGGCAUUUUUGAACACCUGCGGCAGUCUCGUCCAAGUGACUUGCCCAGAAACCCCUGUGUCCGGGUCAGUCCAUUCAAAAGCAAAUAAGGGCUGGCUGACCGGAGCCAGCGGUAUACAGAAGAAUGCGUCUUUUAGGUCCAGGACCAUGUAGUGGAGGUGGUCCGGGGCCAAUAGACUCAGGAGGGUGUAUGGGUUCGGAACUGUAGGAUGAACAGUUUCCACUCGUUUGUUUACUUUCCUCAAGUCCUGUACAGGUCGAUAGUCCUUUGUGCCUGGUUUUAAGACGGGGAGUAAGGAUUCCUCCUUUUAGAAGUCUGGUUAUAUGUGGAGCAAUUCCCCGUCUAGCUUCCUGGCUCAUGGGAUAUUGUCGUACCUGGACUGGAGUUGCCAUUGCCAAUACUGGACCAUGACUGGGGUACGGUGACUUGCCAAGCUUGGGGGAUUUGUUUCAGCCCAUACUCCAGGUACCUUUUCUUGAAACUGGCAGAGGAUGUCUGAUGUUGGCGGGUGAUCUGCUUCUGAGGAUAAAGCUUCCUGCAAGAGAUACUUGUCUGAUAGAGCACAGGUGAUGAGGAUUUUCUGAGAUGGCCCUAAUGUCAAGGCGGGGGGACGGAAUUGAGAGGCAAGCCUGACUUGCAAAAAGAAAUAUUUGCUUGAAGUUUGUGGAGUAAAUCCCAUCCUAGGAGUGGGUAUGGACACUCUGGAAUAACUAAAAAGGAGUGGGUGACCGUACCGUUUCCCAGAUCAAUGAGUCGGUUGGUGGUCCAAGGGCUUGAUGUGGUUUUUUCCUGUAGCUCCCUGAAUAAUUGUUUUUCUGUUGGACAGUGGGCCGCACCGGUGUUGAGCAAGAAACUGACAGGUGUGACUCCAACUUUCAAAGUGACCCUGGGCUCCUGGGGGCUUAGUUGAUAAGAGCCCGGGGUCUGUCAGUCCCUGGUUUCCAAGCUGAAGAUGGCCCUUGGCUGUCUCUCCUGUAUUACCCUCGACUCCUUCUUUCUGGACAUUCCUUCCUCCAGCGUCCCUCUCUUCGGCAGAAUGCGCAUUGGUUAGGCUCCAACUGGGGCCUCUGUCUCCUAGGGCCUCUCUGCUGGAUUUCUGGUCCCCUUGAGAUAACUCGGGUUUCCUGACCUCCAAUGGAGGUGUAGGUUUCCUGGAGAGCUGCUAUUACUGCCCUAGUAACUCUCUUGUUUGGCUUCUAAGGUGUCUCUAUUGUUAAAAACCUUUUGGGCGAUCUCCAACAACUGAGUUAGAUUUAUUCCCUGGAACCCCUCUAAUUUUUGUAACUUUCUUUUGAUGUCUGGGGCUGACUGGGAAACAAAAGCUAGAUUGAUGGCCUGCUGAUUUUCCGGGGCCUCAGGGUCAAUAGGGAUGUAGGUGCGGUAAGGUCCUGUAGGCGCUCAAGGAAAGUGGCAGGAGGCUCCUGUGGACCCUGGGUCACGGUCCCUACCUUGGAGAGGUUGGUGGGUUUUUGGGCUGCCCCCUUAAUUCUCUCUAAUAAGUACCGGUGAAAAUUGUUCAAAGCCUGCAUGCCCGCUGGGGUGUUUGGGUCCCACUGGGGCCUGGUGGAAGGGAAAAGUUCAUUCAUUUGUUCCUGGCCGUCUUGUACUGACCCUCCCCCUGUCCCAAGUAUUGCUUUAUGGGCUUCUUGUCUAAUUCUACUCCUCUCCUCUGUGGUGAACAAACUCAGUCAUUGUUGGCAGUUAUUCUAAGUGGGGCGAUAAGUCUGCAGUACAGAUUUUAAGUGCCCAGAACGGGGGAUGUUGAGCUUUCCGACAGAAUUUACAAAACCUCGCUACCGCCUUAUGAUCCUCAGCUUCCCAAGCACGACCCCUUCCCGGGGAACUUUCCAUCUCAGCAGGUUUCUAACCCUCCCCCUCUCGCCUUGUUAGCAGUUCCCCAGCCCUCCCAGGAACUAUCAAACUUAGCACUUCCCCAGCCCCUCCCCUCCCAUACAGCCCCUCACACUGGAGGCAUCUGCCGGCUUGCAGGCCAUAGGAAUCCCCUUUGCCAUGCCACAGGUGCUGCAUGUUAAUUUUGGGUGCAGCCCAGCAGAUUUUUUCUUGCUCUCAAUAAAGCUUGUGCCAGCA